Messenger RNA from Alosa sapidissima (American shad), 1255 nucleotides. RefSeq names its product chemokine-like receptor 1. Gene Ontology annotation, molecular function: complement receptor activity; G protein-coupled receptor activity. The record is from RefSeq and is a predicted model, not a curated record. Gene Ontology annotation, biological process: complement receptor mediated signaling pathway; positive regulation of macrophage chemotaxis; inflammatory response. The coding region runs from base 16 to 1233 and encodes 405 amino acids. The transcript has 2 exons. NCBI's taxonomy places the organism in Eukaryota, Metazoa, Chordata, Actinopteri, Clupeiformes, Clupeidae. Gene Ontology annotation, cellular component: plasma membrane.
CAACUGAGUGAAAACAUGUCCACACAUUAUAAGCAGCAUCAACAGCAGGGUUGUGACCACACCACACGUUCAGCUCUAAUUCUGGUGUUCACACAUUAUAAGCAGCGUCAACAGCAGGGUUGUGACAACACGUUCAUCUCUGGUGUCACCAAAGAGCUCUGCAGCGGAGGUUAUGCCAAAAUGGAUAUUGAGCUGGAUUACAAUAUGGAAUUAGAUUAUGCUGACUAUGACAAUUACUCUACUGAUAAUUCAACAGUGGGGGAAGAGUAUUCCAUAAAAUUCCAAUCGACAUGCUUCACAGAGGCAGCUUGUGUCACCCUUGUGGUGAUCAAUGGUGUUAUUUUUGUCUUGGGCGUCCUUGGAAACGGAAUAGUGAUUUGGAUCGCCGGUCUCAAGAUGAAGAAGACCAUCAACACCACCUGGUACCUGAGCCUGGCAGUGUCUGACUUCCUUGUCUGCGCGAUCCACCCCUUCAACAUCGCUUACCUGGCUCUUCAGGACUGGGUGUUUGGUAUCUUCCUGUGCAAGUGCACCUCCUUCAUGAUGUUCGUCAACAUGUUCAGCAGCAUCUUCCUGCUGGUCUUCAUCAGCGUGGACCGCUGUGUCGCCGUGAUGUUCCCCGUGUGGGCCCAGAACCACCGGACAGUCCGAACCGCAUCCGUCGUCGUCGUUCUGGCCUGGGUGCUCGCGGCGGUUCUCAGCAUUCCGUCCAUCAUAUUCCGGGAGGUCAAGCACCAUAUGGGCAAGAGCCACUGCUUCAACAACUACAUGGCGGACCCACACAGCCACACCGCCAUCGCCGUCAGCCGCUUCGUCUCCGGCUUUGUUGUGCCUUUCUCCAUCAUCAUCGUGUGCUACUCCGUGAUCACCCUCAGACUCAUGGGCAGUCAGAUCAAGAGGUCGUCCAAGCCCCUGAAAAUCAUGACGGCGCUCAUCGUCACCUUCUUCAUCUGCUGGCUGCCCUACCACGUCUUCAUCCUGCUGGAGCUCCACCCCGCUGCCCACGACCACCAGCACCUUGUGCACGGGCUGCAGUACGGCACCAUGCUCGCACUAGCCAACAGCUGCCUCAACCCCGUGCUCUACGUGUUCAUGGGCAACGACUUCCGGAGGAAGUUCAAGAGCUCUCUGCUGUCCAAAAUCGAGAACGCCAUGGGAGAGGACAAUCGCACCACCAGUCGUUACCUGUCACGUUCCAGCUCGGUGGACACAAGGGCUUCCACUCAUAUUUAGAUGUCCACUCAUAUCUAAAUGA